Ooceraea biroi (clonal raider ant) is the source of this 1448-nucleotide messenger RNA. RefSeq names its product COP9 signalosome subunit 5 (gene CSN5). The record is from RefSeq and is a predicted model, not a curated record. Gene Ontology annotation, molecular function: protein binding; metallopeptidase activity. NCBI's taxonomy places the organism in Eukaryota, Metazoa, Arthropoda, Insecta, Hymenoptera, Formicidae.
UCCGCUACGAGCCUCCACUGUCUACUACUCCUCCACGGAAUAAAAGAUGAAGAAGUGCGACUAUAGUAAACUAAGUAAACGACCGAGAGCGGUUUCCCGUUUCACGAAAAGCGAGUGAAAUAGUACGAGUUCUCGAUAAAAGAAGAGCUCAUUAAAGAGUACAGACUGGAAGAAUUGUAUGACAUAAUUUGAAACAGAUUGCAGAUACUAUAUAAUCUGUCUUGUGAUAGGCUAGAGAAAAGAAGAGCGGUUUAUGUUUGCCUAAGGACGAUCUGUCAUAACACGGCAGAACCUUUGUCCAGCGAAAUAUUGUAAUAUAUAGCGGAAUGGCUAGUACCUCGACUGACCAAAGCACCAUCGCGCAGAAGACGUGGGAGCUGUCAAAUAAUAUUGAGGCGAUCAGCACCAUGGACGAGAUUUACAGAUACGAUAGGAAAGAACAGCAGGACAUUUUAACUGCCAAACCGUGGGAAAAAGACCCACACUUCUUCAAGGAUAUAAAGAUAUCUGCGCUAGCUCUGUUAAAAAUGGUAAUGCACGCGCGAUCCGGUGGGACGCUGGAGGUAAUGGGACUGUUACUUGGCAAGGUAGCGGCGAACACGAUGAUCGUGAUGGAUUCCUUUGCUCUGCCGGUCGAAGGGACGGAAACCAGAGUAAAUGCUCAGGCCCAGGCAUACGAAUACAUGACAGCCUACAUAGAAGCAGCUAAACAAGUCGGUAGGCAGGAGAACGCGAUCGGCUGGUAUCACAGCCAUCCUGGAUACGGAUGUUGGUUGUCUGGUAUCGACGUAUCUACUCAGAUGCUUAAUCAGAACUUUCAAGAACCGUUCGUCGCUAUCGUCAUCGAUCCCGUGAGAACCAUCUCUGCUGGCAAGGUCUGCUUAGGAGCCUUCAGAACUUACCCCAAGGGAUACAAACCGGCGAACGAGGAGCCGUCAGAAUACCAAACGAUACCGCUGAACAAAAUUGAGGACUUCGGCGUUCACUGCAAGCAAUAUUACUCGCUGGAAGUGUCUUAUUUCAAGUCAUCCUUGGACAGACGGUUGCUCGAUUCACUGUGGAACAAGUACUGGGUGAACACCCUCAGCUCUUCCAGCCUGUUGACGAACGCGGACUACACCACGGGCCAGAUCUUUGACCUGUCAGAUAAACUGGAACAGUCGGAGCUGGCAUUAGGUAGGGGUUUCGUCCUGGGUGGCACGGAUCCUCACGAUCGCAGCACGGUGGAGAAGCUAAUAAAGGCGACUAGAGACAGUUGUAAGACCACCAUCGAAGUCAUUCACGGUUUGAUGGCGCAGAUAAUCAAGGAUCGAUUGUUCAAUCACGUUGGCAGCAAGGCGUCUUGCAAUCCCAUGGAGCACAAUCCUGAGCAACAACAGUAAUAAUAUGUGAUAAUAAAUCUACUGCGAAAUAUGUAUUUGUAAUAAAGGCGUGUAUACCCCCGGAUA